This is a messenger RNA of Zeugodacus cucurbitae (melon fly), 1457 nucleotides long. RefSeq lists its product as uncharacterized. The record is from RefSeq and is a predicted model, not a curated record. Gene Ontology annotation, cellular component: extracellular region. NCBI's taxonomy places the organism in Eukaryota, Metazoa, Arthropoda, Insecta, Diptera, Tephritidae. Gene Ontology annotation, molecular function: chitin binding. Bases 69 to 1337 code for a protein of 422 amino acids. The transcript is spliced from 7 exons.
AAAAAAAAGUGUGAAAAAAAUAUUGAAAUAAUUUUAAUAAAAAAAAACCUAAAAUAAAUAAAUAAAAAAUGUUUUGCAGUCAAAAGUGUUUCUUCAUUUUAUUGCUUACAGCAAUUUUAACAGUUACGGCUGCUGUCGAUCGUAAUCCGAAAAAACGACAAAUCUAUCGUGAACAAGUCUUGCCUCAUGCAGGUGGCAAAAUUCCCGACACAGCAUUCGAAACCGAUCGGCUAUUCUUAAAUCGAUUACAGUCUAACGGUAUAUCUGUGCCAGAUGGCGUAGUGACUGAGCAACGGAACCCACAAGUCUACCAAUACCACGACAAAAGUCCCAGAGUGCUCUUCAAGAUAGCACUUAGCUCUGAUGGUCGUUAUACCCCCACUGAAGGCCGAUACAAUCAUCAGAAUGCACCGGCGAUUGAGACCACCUAUCUCUAUCCUCAAAUACACGGACACCUGACGGAUGCAACGCCCGCGAAGAGCGCCUAUCCGACAUACAGACAACUGCAGUUACACAAUUCACAGCUCAAUCAAGUGAAGCUGCAGCCUAAGAAGAAGACGCAAUAUCUCGACAUAACGCCGAGCGUCAAUAAAGGCCAUGGCAAUGCGUUUAGGACCCAAGCAUACCAGAAUUUCAACAUUAUCAACGCACCAUUGGUGCCCGCCAGCGCAACAGCUGCCGCAGCGCCGGUGACGGUGUCAUCAGGGAGCGCCAACCAAUUUGACUUUUUAACACCGAGCGCCGAUAGUUCGGCACAUCAGAUCAUAUUAAUUUUAUUUGAUUUGUACAGUUAUUUCAAAAAAAUUGUUGUAAUUAAGAUGAAUGGGCAACGUGUGACAUUGUGCUGCAGCUUAUUGCUCGCAGGCGCUUAUAUUGCGGCAUCGAUAGCGGUGGAAGUGCAGACCUAUGGCCAUCUUUACCAUCCACCAACUGAAGAGCAUCGCCGGGAAGAAAAACAAGAUCUUUCGAAAAUACCCGGUGUACCGGGUGUCGACUAUCCGAUUUAUCACGAAGUGCCGCACACGAACUUCCAUUGUGCCAAUGUGCCCGCCGUGCCGGGAAUGUAUGCCAAUAUAGAGACCGGUUGUCAGGCCUAUCAUGUUUGCCACGAUGGUCGCGAGGGACAUCAGGGAGCACAAUUUCUCUGCACUAACGGUACGAUCUUCAAUCAAAAGGAAUUCGCAUGCGAUUGGUGGUACAAUGUGAAGUGUGAGGAAGCGACCAACUACUAUCACUUAAAUUCGGAUCCCGAACAUAAUCCUUAUUUCCAAAAGAAAAAAGAACCGGAACCAGAAGUAGAACACAAUAAUCACGAGGGCUUCUAUAUUCACGCAUAAUUCUUACAAACAAAUACAUACUUCAUCUCAUUAAAAUUUAUAAAAUUAUUAUAUUUAGAGAUUUUGGUUUUCAUGCUUUCAACAGUUUUCAUUAAAAAAUAUUGUUUAUUGAUCAAAAAA